AUGACUCCUACCCACUGCAUUCUCGUCGCGCUGUCGCUGUGCGCCGUGGCUUCGUCCGCCGCCGGUUGUAAGUAUGCCGUCGAGUCGUACACCACCAGCGAUGCCAUGAUCGUUAACGAGGCUGCGUUCAUCGCACAAGUUAGUGCUGAGUGCGAGGAUUCACCGUCCAACUUGUACGCCGAAGUGGAAGGCCGACUUCUGGUAGCGGCCAACGCUGGUCCGAACAAAUACCAAGUCAGUUGGUUGGACGACUUCAAGAAGGCUCGUCGAGGCGAUUACUAUGUGAAAUUUUACGAUGAGGCUGGUUACGGUCAACUCAGGAAACUGUUGCGUGAUGGAGAAUCCAUCAGCAGUGUAACGCCUGUACACUCUGCUUACGUCCGUUAUCCCGGUGCUUACAAAGGUGUUUGGGUCAAUUCUGAAUUCCUGGCUGCAAUUGUCAGCAUGGUAGUUUUGUAUUUUGCGUAUACGUUCAAGUCAAAAAUUGUCUCCUAA
This is a messenger RNA of Macrosiphum euphorbiae (potato aphid), 495 nucleotides long. Lineage: Eukaryota; Metazoa; Arthropoda; Insecta; Hemiptera; Aphididae. The record is from the annotation of a GenBank genome assembly.